CUUCUUUUCUGUCCUAAGUCUUCUUACUACAUCGUCCCAAAUCGCUAGCUCGGGCAAUACCCUUGGAUUUCCUCAGCCUCACUUCCAACAGCCGCCAACAACCUCGCGAACCGCCCGCGGAGUCCACCGUGUUCGCGCGACAAAUCCCCUCUCUCGAAGUUCCCCAAUCCGCUGCCUCAAAUCAGCAGAUAUCUUCCAGGAGACUGAUUAUCCUAGCCUCCUCUCAUCAUGGCGCGCAAUUCGGAAAAGGCGCAGUCCAUGCUCUUCCGCUUCCGCGCCGCUCAAGCCGCAGAAUCAGGACUUCUCCCGACCGCAGGCCAACGCCGACCCAAAGCUCCCAGCACCAUCAGCACCAUCCCCGUGUGCGAAAAGUGGCGGGGUCAAAUCCUCAAAGAAAUUUCACGCAAGGUCACAAAGAUCCAGGACGACAGCCUCUCGGAUUUCCAGAUCCGGGAUCUGAAUGACGAGAUUAACAAACUCAUGAAGGAGAAAUGGGGUUGGGAGCGGAGAAUCAGAGAACUGGGCGGGCCAAACUACAUGCGAGGCGGGGGGACGGUGUUCGACGAUCAAGGGAGAGAAGUCCCCGGCGGCGGCAAAGGGUAUAGGUACUUUGGUCGGGCGAGGGAAUUACCGGGUGUCAAGGAAAUGUUUGAACGAGCCGCAAAGAGGCGAGUUCACGGCGGCGACGAAGAUGAAGAGGCAGGUAAAACCCGAGCAGGACAACAGGACAUCAAUCGAAGGAAUCUCGAUGCAAGGUAUUUUGGCUUCGGGCUGGAUGAGGAAGAUGGGAGUCUCCUCAAAUAUGAACGCAGAAAGGAGAAAGAGGCCAUGGAGAGAAUAUCGAAGCUCGCGGAUGGUGAGGAGGAAGCAGAGGACGAAUGGGAACCUUUACCUGGUGAUACAGGUGAUGGAGUGCCCUGGCGACUGCCGACGCUCGAGGAAGUACAAGAGGAACUUGUAGAUCGAAGAAGACGGCAGCUCCUGGACAACCUCGUAUAAAGUGAGCUCGGGAGGCCAGCACAACGAAGAUGAAAAUCGCACGACGAAGGGAGCAAAGAAGAGAGCGUUUGUUCAAGAACAUGCAUUUCAAUUCCGAUUUGGCUUUCGGCCAUCAGUCUUCUUCGAUUUCUCCUGCUUCUCUCUUCAGAACUUCUAUUACUACUAUUCAGCCCUCCGCCGCUUACCGCUGAUCCUUCUCACAACAGCACAAUCUUUCAGGUCUUUGGCUUGCUAUCCUCAGCAGAAGAUGAACUGAAACGUGGCUCUGUUAUCGGCAGGGUCUGUUUUGGCCUGGAGAUAAACAGCUGCAGUGGCAAAGAAUCCAUCGGACAACCUGUGUAUCUCCAUGUAUGCGCCGACCUGUUGAUUACCACCACUUCCUGAGAAAACGAUGUUGGAUGCAGUAUUCAGGAUGACAUAGGUGUUGCGGUCACCCGUACCAGCUGUCUUUUGACCCGGGCAUGUCCAAACGAUAUCGACAUUCUGUUUGCCAUCGUUUCCCCCAAGCCAAGUCAGCACGUCCCGGCAUGCGUCCGACAGGUAGAAUGGAUCAGGUGCGUAUUUGACAUUGAGGUUGGCAGGAUAUAUUCCACUGCAAUUUGGAUUGGUUAUGUCAGGGUCGAUAUUGAGCUGGAGUUGUGCUGUGGAAGCCGAGGCGUUCUGUGCUGUCUGAUCUUUAUCCAAGUCGAGGUUCUUGGUACCGGUUGACACAACAUACGCCUCUGUGAACAUGGCAAAAGCCAAGAGCACAAGUAUUAUGAUGAUGGGUUUCAUGGUCAAAGGCUCAGGCCGGUGCAAUUUAAGCAAGGUCGACGUAGGAGGCUUUGGAUCAGUUGUUCUGGGUACGAUUAGGAGGAACGACAAGCUUGAUGGAUCGACGUCUGAAUGCAGAAUUGUGAGAUUAGAAAGGAGCAACUGGAUAUGAGGUCUGAAUCAGGGCCUAGUUUGAUGACGAUGAGAGUGUUGAGCAUGUAGGCUGCCUGCAGGAUUUGGUGCUUCCCUUCGUCUGUCAAUGCCGUUGCUCUGGGUCAAGGUAGAAUUGUAGCAGCUGAA
Exophiala oligosperma is the source of this 2052-nucleotide messenger RNA. Its product is annotated as pre-mRNA-splicing factor isy1. Gene Ontology annotation, cellular component: Prp19 complex; post-spliceosomal complex; catalytic step 2 spliceosome. Gene Ontology annotation, biological process: mRNA 3'-splice site recognition; generation of catalytic spliceosome for second transesterification step. The record is from RefSeq and is a predicted model, not a curated record. The coding region runs from base 229 to 999 and encodes 256 amino acids. NCBI's taxonomy places the organism in Eukaryota, Fungi, Ascomycota, Eurotiomycetes, Chaetothyriales, Herpotrichiellaceae. The transcript has a single exon.